This is a messenger RNA of Cercopithifilaria johnstoni, 300 nucleotides long. NCBI's taxonomy places the organism in Eukaryota, Metazoa, Nematoda, Chromadorea, Rhabditida, Onchocercidae. The record is from the annotation of a GenBank genome assembly.
AUGACUCGUAGAAACCUAAUGAAUGUUGGAGUGAAAUGUGAAAGGUUAGAAGGAAUAUGGGGUCAGGCAACAAGUCAAGCGAAGUGGUCAUGGAAUGUAAAUGGAGAAGAUAUGAGUAGUGCACGAAAGCAAGUAGAGAAGAUAGAGUGUGCAACUGAAUGUAUGCCUAAGCCUAAGAAGCUGCAUUUGGAGCCAUCAUUAAUCAGUAAUUUAGUUUCCAAAAAUUAUACAAUUCCAAUAAGUAAGAAUAAAUUUGUAUUAUGUAGUGAUAGUGGAGAAGGAUUGUGGUUUGUGCAUUAG